Messenger RNA from Neltuma alba, 881 nucleotides. Its product is annotated as B3 domain-containing protein At2g33720-like. The transcript has a single exon. Gene Ontology annotation, molecular function: DNA binding. NCBI's taxonomy places the organism in Eukaryota, Viridiplantae, Streptophyta, Magnoliopsida, Fabales, Fabaceae. The record is from RefSeq and is a predicted model, not a curated record. The coding region runs from base 186 to 710 and encodes 174 amino acids.
AAGUCUCUCACAAAAAUCCUAGUCCCAUCCGACUCUGCGAUCCAUCCAUCGGCUUUAGCAGCAACAUUACUUCCCUUAAUUUUACAAUCCACCGCACGUGCAAUUGAAUCUGUCAGAGACAAACUAAUAAGUACGUACUUAGCUUGUUAAUCAGCCCUUCCUUCAUCCUCUACUUGUGCUCCGCCAUGAACGACUCAUCACAGGAUGUUUACGAGUAUCUGAUGAAUAAGAGGAAACACAGCACCGGCUCCGAGGAGUCGAGAACGGGAAGGAGAAGGUUGAAGAAGGAAGGAAGUCAAGAGAGCAGCAAGAAAGGAUCAUCAGUGUCGACAGCUCUGAAGCUGUACGAGGACCCAUGGAAGAUAAAGAAGACGCUGACGGAGAGCGAUCUGGGAAUCCUGAGCAGGCUGCUGCUGGCGGCGGACAUGGUGAAGAGGCACAUUCUGCCUAUGCUGGGAGGUGAAGGCGCAAGAGCCGCAGAGAGCGAAGAAGGAACGCAGGUUAGGGUUUGGGACACGGACACCAAAUCCAUGCACCAGCUGCUGCUGAAGCGGUGGUCGUCUUCAAAGAGCUAUGUUCUGAUCGGCAAGUGGAGUCAGGAUUUCGUGAGGCGGAGGGAAUUGAAGAAAGGCGAUGAGAUUGGCUUCUACUGGGACCCAUAUACCUCCCUCUUCAACUUCUGUGUUCUUAAGCGCGCUAAUGGCUCUUAGUUAAAUCUACCAGAAUGACAUAUAUAUCCGUAGACAUAUAUUAUAGAUAGUAUUUCUGUUUGUAGCGAUUGAUCUUUCAGAAAUUCCUACUUCGCCGCAUUACUAUCUCUAUGUAUGUGAUCCUAUUUUUCCAGUAUAUUCACACAUCCACUGAUGAUGCUUUUGUUGGUA